CCACUACCCUCAAGGUCCAGGGCAUGGGGCUAAAAGCUUCCAGUCCAGUGCAACGCAGGACCCUUCUGGGAUAAAGGACGGCCACCUGAACAAGGAGACUCCAAGCUUUGAUUUUUAAAAAUUCUUUCUCGGACCCUCCUGGCCCUGCUUCUAGCUCCAGGGUCCCAGAGUGCUUGCAAAGGGCUCCCAUCUGAUCCAGCAUUCCAGGGAGAUUCCCGGGACCAUGGGGGAAGCCCUCCCAUAAAGAGAUCCUUGGAGAAAAAGCAUGUGAAAAGUUUCAAGUGGUGUAAGGCAGCCAAGCAGGAGGAAAGUAGGUUUUCUUGGAUUUCAUUGACAGGAGAUAAACACUUCUAAAGGACCAUGAACACAAUGAGCCUGGCCUGCCUGGUCCUGGCUGCUUUAGUAGGAGUUGCUGCUGGCAAAGCAGAUGACUUAGGGAGCAGUGAAGAGGGUAGGGAACAAGAAUUUGUUUAUCUGAACAGGUAUAAGAGAGCCAGUGACUCCCAGGACAAGUGCACCUACACAUUUAUUGUGCCACAACAGAGAGUCACUGGGGCUAUUUGUGUCAACUCCAAGGAACCGGAGAUUCAGCUGGAAAACCGUGUACACAAACAAGAACUAGAGCUACUGAACAAUGAGCUUCUAAAGCAGAAGAGACAGAUCGAGAGUUUGCAGCAGCUGGUAGAGGUAGAUGGUGGCAUAGUCAAUGAAGUCAAGCUUCUCCGGAAGGAGAGCCGGAACAUGAACUCUCGGGUCACGCAACUCUACAUGCAACUCCUGCAUGAAAUCAUUCGCAAACGGGACAAUGCAUUAGAGCUCUCCCAGCUUGAGAAUAAGAUACUAAACCAGACGGCUGACAUGCUACAGCUUGCCAACAAAUAUAAGGACCUGGAGCACAAGUAUCAGCAUUUGGCCACUCUGGCCAACAACCAAUCUACCAUCAUUGCUCAGCUGGAAGAACACUGUCAGAGGAUGCCAGCUGCCAGACCCAUCCCACAGCCUCCUCCUCCUCCACCACCAAACCGGGUCUAUCAGCCUCCCACUUACAAUCGAAUCAUCAACCAGAUUUCCACCAAUGAGAUUCAGAGUGAUCAGAACUUGAAGGUGCUUCCCCCAACCCUUCCCACAAUGCCCACAGUCACCGGCAUCCCAACUUCAACUGAUAAACCAUCUGGUCCAUGGAGAGACUGUCUUCAGGCACUGGAGGAUGGCCAUGACACCAGUUCUAUCUACCUUGUGAAGCCUGAAAACACUAACCGACUUAUGCAGGUUUGGUGUGACCAGAGACAUGACCCUGGGGGCUGGACUGUCAUACAGAGGAGACUAGAUGGAUCUGUCAACUUUUUCCGAAACUGGGAGACUUAUAAGCAAGGAUUUGGUAACAUUGAUGGAGAGUACUGGCUGGGUCUAGAGAACAUUUACUGGCUCACAAACCAAGCCAACUACAAAUUACUUGUAACAAUGGAAGACUGGUCUGGCCGAAAAGUCUUUGCUGAAUAUGCAAGCUUCCGCUUGGAGCCAGAGAAUGAAUACUACAAGUUGAGACUGGGGAGGUAUAAUGGCAAUGCUGGCGACUCCUUCACCUGGCACAACGGGAAGCAGUUCACCACUCUGGAUAGAGACCAUGACGUCUAUGCAGGAAAUUGUGCUCACUACCAGAAAGGAGGAUGGUGGUACAAUGCCUGUGCCCACUCCAAUCUCAAUGGGGUCUGGUACCGAGGAGGACAUUAUCGCAGUCGCUAUCAGGAUGGAGUCUACUGGGCUGAAUUCCGAGGAGGGUCUUAUUCUCUUAAGAAAGUGGUAAUGAUGAUUAGACCAAAUCCCAACACAUUCCACUAAAAGAAGUUUCUCUCUUCCAACCUUGGACUCCCAUCUGCCACCACCCAACCUGAGCAAAAGCUGAGCAAGCUCUCCAGAAAUCAUCUCUUCUGCAGCCUAGAAUGCCAGGUCUUUGAGGUUUGUUACAAGGAAGCAAGGACUUGUUACUGCAUCUGAUUUUCAUAAACCAUUGCCACAGAUAAUUGAAUUCCAAUGAUGCAGUAUUCUUUGCCCAUGAGACCUUUCUUCAUGCCAGGAAGCAACUAAUGUAGCCCGUUCUUAUAGACAGAAGAGGAAAAGGAUAAGACUGCAGAUAGUUUUUCUAAUGAAUUAGCUUUCAAUACUGGGAACACCUAAUAGAGUAUUUUUACUUUACAUAAGUGUAUAUUUGAAUAUACACUGUUUCUUCCAUGCAUAUGUAUACAUAUAUAUGCAUGCAUGGUUUCAGUUCUCAUGUGUUUGAGCUACUAUAAACUGGUCAAUUAUCCUUGUCACAGGAAACUGUCUCAUUUGAAGCAAUGUACAGCAGUUGACAAACCAAACAUAAGUGAGUUUAAACUCAAUUUUUGCUUCAUUAUAUCCAAUCAAGAAAGGAUGCACUUGAAUAGCCCAAGGAGUGAAUGCGUGUCCACUAUUGAAAGACACUCAUUGCACUAGAUGACCUCUGAAGUCCCUUCCAAUUCUGAGACACUACUAUGGUUCAUUGAAUGGUCCUUGGAAUCGUCCUUAGUAUUAGUCUCAGAUACAGCAGGUUCUCAGCUUUCCCUGUCAAGCCAUCCUGUUGGUAUUCAAACAAGUUUCAGGGACUUUCUUUCCAUUUCUACACUUCCAUUUCUCCCUUUUUCCCUGUUGCAUCCUCAGUAUCUCUAUUUUUUCAGCACGACAAAGCACAAAUCUUCUCUCCUCCUCAGUGACUGCUAAUGUCCUUAACUGUGUUUUCCCAUUUCUUAUAGCCAUGCAGGCUCCAACCUUCUCCUCUUAGCAGUACCUUCUGGACAAGGAAUUUUUUUCAGAAUGAAGUCUUAGGUCUCCUAAGGCCCCUGAGCAGGAAGUGGAUUGGACCCUGGUAUGUGGUCAGGAAAGGAGUCAGUGUUAUAAUCUUAACCACCUACUAUAUAAAUCAAGAGUGAAUUUUCAUUCAUAUUUUGGCCAACACAUCAUUUCAACCUUCACAUAAAUAACAGCCUACAUCUUCUACCAUGUGCUGUAUCUAAGUUUGGUCAGUAUCUAGAUAGUAAGCCAGAAAAUGGCUCCAGACCAAAAACCAACCCACCAGGGCUGGAACACCAACAGACAAUACCAACAAAACAGUGAUGCCAGAUCUCUAGAUAGAAGAUCACUUCAUUCUGAGAAAGUUAGGUUAUCAGGAAUAAGACUAUCCAAUUAAUUAGCCUGCCAUACUUUUCAAUAUGGAAUUUGCCAGUUUGUGAAGAAUACAACUGUCUUACAGAUCCUGUCAAUCUUGCCAUCUGAUGUCAUUUUCUAGCUUACUUUUAUCAUAAGACAUGUUGCAAAACAAAAUAAUAUGAUGGGCUAACAAUUAGUGAAGUUCUUGGCAGUUCAGCAUAUCACACAAUAAAUCUGUGAGAUCCCCAUGCCUUAUUAUAUACUGUACAUACACGUGUGUGUGCUUGUUCCCCUUAUUACCUCAGUAUUUCUCAAAAAAAUGUAUGAUGUGUAUUAAAGUGAUGUCUGUUGUAGCAUGUGUUGUAUAUAUAAAAAGUAGGUUUUUUAAUAUAUUCCCAGAUUAUCCUUGUAAUGACACAAAUCUGCAAUAAAAAUCCACAAAUGCUA
Molecule: messenger RNA, 3612 nt
Organism: Gracilinanus agilis (Agile Gracile Mouse Opossum)
Lineage: Eukaryota; Metazoa; Chordata; Mammalia; Didelphimorphia; Didelphidae
Gene: ANGPTL2
Product: angiopoietin like 2
Exons: 5
Coding region: 361-1839 (492 amino acids)
Source: RefSeq, a predicted model, not a curated record